This is a messenger RNA of Fusarium oxysporum Fo47, 714 nucleotides long. RefSeq lists its product as uncharacterized. Lineage: Eukaryota; Fungi; Ascomycota; Sordariomycetes; Hypocreales; Nectriaceae. The transcript has 22 exons. The record is from RefSeq and is a predicted model, not a curated record. Bases 1 to 714 code for a protein of 237 amino acids.
AUGGACAGCCCGCUAACAUAUUUCUCUAUGGUAGAUCAUUUCCCCUUGAAAACUUUCAAACAAACAACUACCACCAUGGCCGAAACUAAGAAGACUAAGAACGACACAAAGAAGACUGCCAAGAACAAGGCAAACCCCACUGGGGGCAAGAAGCGCAAGGCUUCCGAGAUGACCGCCGAUCCGGCGCCUGCGGCCCCCGUGGCCAACAACCCACCUGCCUUUGCCGACGGCCCUUCGGCUGCGGCCCCCUCCUCUUCUCCCGCGGCCCCUUGGGGUGGGCUCCCUCGGCCCAAGCGCUAUCCCAUUCGCGAGCACUACGACACGAAGCUCGCCCAUCUGAAAGCUGUAGCCGCGUUCAAGCGCGCUCGGCUUGACUUCAACAUCGCCGACAUCAACUGGAUCAAACGUGAGCAGGAGCGCCUUGCGGCGUGUCUUGAGAAGGUCACCGGCCUUUGUGAUGGUGACGCCGACUCCAUCAACAACCUCGAUGAACAGAUUGCGACCCUUGAGGCUCAGGGUGAGGAGGCUUCAGCCACCUCCUCUCAAGACUGGAUCGAAAGACGCCGCAUCAAGAUGGCUGAGGAGAAGGCUGCCGCUGCCGCUACCGAGACGGAGGGCUCCGAGCCCACAACCUCCAACGUGAUGAUUCUUUUUCUAAACCAUGAGGCAAGCAUCAGUACUGAUAUCACUACCGCAUUUGACAAACCGAAUUAG